AUGGUGAGACCCGGAAGACGGCACAGUACCGGAUUUCUUGGACUCGGGAAGAUAGAGAAUGGCGCGUGUGCUGUUGGUGACGACAAGGCCCAAGCAGCAAAGCAUGCCUUGCCUCUUCACUGUUGCCAACAAAAAAAACCGAAGACAACGAAACACGCGGAGGCAGGGGCCGCGUAUGGAGAAUCCCUAUGGGGCGGCCGGCGGGGGCCCCGAGUCCCGAGGGACCGUGUUGAUGUCGAAUUCUCCCGACGGCGAGAACAAGCAUGGAUGGCCUGCUGGGCGAUCCCUUUUGCCCGCCCGGGACUCAGGCGCCAAGCAAUCAUGUGA
Messenger RNA from Coccidioides immitis RS, 327 nucleotides. RefSeq lists its product as uncharacterized. The transcript is spliced from 2 exons. The record is from RefSeq and is a predicted model, not a curated record. Lineage: Eukaryota; Fungi; Ascomycota; Eurotiomycetes; Onygenales; Onygenaceae. The coding region runs from base 1 to 327 and encodes 108 amino acids.